ACCCGGCCCACCAUACACAUAUAAAUACAGGGGGAAAAACAAGAUAUUUUAACAUGAGAAUUGACAACGGGUUUCAGAGCAGUCGUUGAGCAGGAUAAAAAGUCGAAUUUACUGGACUAAACACAGAGGAAUGAUAUAAACGGGGUUUUAAAUCAAGGCAACACUGAAGGAUCGGUCCAGCCCCGGUACUGGUCCGACUCUCGCUGUCUCUCUGACCGUCGGUGGUGACUCACGGAGCCCGGGCCGUUCACGGAGCAUUGCUGACCGGUCAGAUAUAUCUACGGAACGACCGACAGGAUUUCAGCAUGAAGUUCAAACCGAACCAGACGCGGACUUACGACCGGGAAGGUUUCAAGCGGCGAGCGGCGUGUCUGUGCUUCAGGAACGAACGGGAGGAUGAGGUUUUGUUGGUCAGCAGCAGUCGGAACCCGGACCAGUGGAUCGUUCCCGGUGGUGGAAUGGAGCCAGAGGAGGAGCCGUGUGGAGCUGCGGUACGAGAGGUGUUUGAAGAGGCUGGAGUGAAGGGCAAACUGGGCCGUUUGCUCGGUGUGUUCGAGCAGAACCAGGACCGCAAACACAGGACAUAUGUGUAUGUGCUAACAGUGACGGAAACACUGGACGCCUGGGAGGACUCUGUCAAUAUUGGUCGCAAGCGGGAGUGGUUUACUGUUGAUGAGGCCAUAAGAGUUCUGCAGAGCCACAAACCCGUUCACGCCGAGUACCUGAGACGCCUUCAGAUCAGUUGCCCACGAACCAACAACGGCAACCUGCUCCUGCCUCAAACAUCUCCAAACAACCUCACACCACUCUACAGCGCACAUGCAUCAGCUGCACGCAGAUAGGACACACACACACACACACACCUCACUCCCGGUGGCUGACCUCCAUUGAAUGGACAGUCAUGCAAGAACCACUAACACACACAUCUCCAGAGCAUUUCUGUGUUGCCAUGGAGAUGACCCUGACAACACUUCUUAGGCACCUUGGGGACGUUCUUUAGAGGGACAAACCAAAGUCGUUACUUUGGACUUUUUUUGGUGAAUGCCUUAAUGAUUUUUUUAACAAAGUUGGUUUUGAAACUGUUACUGUUGUCCGAUUGGUUUUAUUUGAUGUAAUUUAAUGAUAAUUAUUGACCAGCUUAACAUACAAGUCACAUGGAAGUGCGCUUCUAAUAUUCUCUCACCUCCUAAUAUCUUGGCAUUCUUGGCUUGUGAUGUUGGGAAUGUCAUUUUCAUUUCAUUCAGCAUUUUACCUCAUUGAUUUCACUCUGUUAGCGCAGUAAUGACUCCAAACCUUCAUCUAAGACCCAUGAGCCAAUCAAACGAGCCCUUUAAAUGAGCCCUAACCUCACUGCUGCUCCUGACAGGAUAACAGAUUUCCCCAACCAUCAGACAUUCCGACUGACAAGAUUGAGAUUUUAGGGAAUUAGUUGUGGGCAGGUGGGGUGUAAUCUGGGCACAGUUUGAAGUAUGUUCUCAUUUUAUGCUCUGAUUAACAAAAAAAGUUUGUAAAUAUACUAAAAGACUGAAUAUGACAAAUAAUGUGUCUUGGUUUUUAACUACAAUUGCAAAUGUAUUAACUUUUCUGCUCUUAACAGUUUCUAUGAGGUCUUUGUUUAGAUCAUUUUUUGAAAGAACAGAACUGUGAAUUUUGUCUGAGAAAAGAAAAUGAUGUUAACAGGUGAAUCUCAGGAAACCUGUCAAGAACACGUGCAUGUCAUAUUUCACAUCAAGAUUUUAAAAAAAGAACAAAAAUAUAUGUAUUUUGGAAAUUAAGCA
Molecule: messenger RNA, 1778 nt
Organism: Myxocyprinus asiaticus (Chinese sucker)
Lineage: Eukaryota; Metazoa; Chordata; Actinopteri; Cypriniformes; Catostomidae
Product: diphosphoinositol polyphosphate phosphohydrolase 3-beta-like
Exons: 5
Coding region: 306-842 (178 amino acids)
Biological process (GO): diadenosine hexaphosphate catabolic process; diadenosine pentaphosphate catabolic process; adenosine 5'-(hexahydrogen pentaphosphate) catabolic process
Cellular component (GO): nucleus; cytoplasm
Molecular function (GO): endopolyphosphatase activity; bis(5'-adenosyl)-pentaphosphatase activity; bis(5'-adenosyl)-hexaphosphatase activity
Source: RefSeq, a predicted model, not a curated record